GUCUCUCCCUUCCAUUUUUUUUAUUUAAUUACCAAUGCAUUUACUAAAUUACAAACAAAUUGUUAUUAGUAUAUCAUAUUUAUAAAGCACCCCGUUGAUGAACAAAAUCUCAUAAGACAUUCACUUUCUCAUUUCUGUCUUGUUCUAUUUACGAACAUUUCCACAAAUUUUCCUCCCUUCUUUUUUCCGCCAAUCACCGCAAAAACCUUCUAAAAACAUGGAGUUCCAAACCCAAAAUGGCCAAACUUUAGUUCCCCACCAUGAGCCCCAAGUUUUCCCUGAAUGCUAUGAAAGCACCAGCUCCACACCCUAUGCCAGUGCUCCUUCAAGCCCUGGACGGGCGCCUGGACCUGGACCAGGGUUCAUCAAUAGUGGGUUCUUUUACAGUGCACCAGCUAGCCCCAUGCACUUUGCAAUGACAUCAUCAGUUGUUGCUUCUUCAAGGGUGUCAUCAUCAACACAACCCUCUUCUCCUGAUUUCGAGUUCUCCGCAAGGUUCGGACCUACAGGGUCGGGUCAAACAGGAUCCAUGAGCUCAGCUGAUGAGCUUUUCUUGAACGGAAAGAUCAGACCCAUGAAAUUAUCCACCCAUUUGGAAAGGCCUCAGGUAUUAGCUCCAUUGCUGGAUCUUGGACAUGAAGAUGAUGACGAUGACGAUGACGAUGAAACUGAAGAUGCAGAUAACAAAAUAAGGGGCAGAGAUCUGAGGCUGAGGGAUAAGUCCCUAAGAAGAAGAACAAGAUCCAUGUCCCCAUUCAGACAUGCUGCUUUCGGUGAUGACCAAACCAUGUGCUUGGACAAAGAUUCAGGCAACAAAGCUGACACCAAUAAUGGAACAAGUUGUUCAUCAGCUGGGAGAAUCACAAGGAGAUGGGUUUUCUUGAAAGAUUUUCUAAGGAGCAAAAGUGAAGGAACAAACAACAACAACAACAGUAAGCUGUGGUCAACAAUUUCAUUUUCACCAGCAAAGGAAAAGAAACCAGGGAGCAACAAAAUCAAUGGUGUGGUUCAUGAAUCAAAGAACAAAAGGCCAAGCAAGACCAAGGCUGUGAAUGGGAUAGGUAAAAAGAGGGUUCCACCAUCACCACAUGACUUGCACUAUACUGCAUAUAAAACACAAGCUGAAGAAAUGAGGAAGAAGACUUUUUUGCCUUACAGACAAGGCCUACUUGGGUGCUUGGGAUUUAGUUCUAAAGGUUAUAGUGCCAUGAAUGGCUUAGCUAAAGCUUUGAAUCCUGUUUCCUCCAGGUAAAAACUAUAUCAAGUUAACUAGGGACCCUGGGACUAGGAUAUUAAAGAAAUUGUAUUGUUUUUUCUUUUUUCUUUUCAGGUUUAUCAGCUUAACUUUGGACAUUC
Molecule: messenger RNA, 1356 nt
Organism: Gossypium raimondii (Peruvian cotton)
Lineage: Eukaryota; Viridiplantae; Streptophyta; Magnoliopsida; Malvales; Malvaceae
Exons: 1
Coding region: 218-1252 (344 amino acids)
Source: RefSeq, a predicted model, not a curated record